UAUAGCCUCUCUCGGUUCCCUUCCCCUCUCUUUCUUGAGAACCCUCCUCUUCGUCUGGGUUCUUGCAAAGCUGUUCGACCGGGGCGAGAUGGAGGACAAGCGGAAGGCCGCCGACGACGACAUCAACCGGGCAACUAAGCAGCCGCGUGCAACGCCGAAGGAGACUACAGCCAGCGGCGACAUUGCCGGGACUUCGGAGCAGCCUGCAGACGGCUAUUUGCAGCCGCUUCCACCAGCCUUCGCUGUAGGCCUCCCGGCCGAUCCCUCUUCUCAGCUCGGUGCAGCAGCUCGCAGUCGAGGUGGUGGUGGGUGGAGGGCGCCGCCGCCGCCGGCAAUCUUGCCGCGGCUUCGCAAUCCAGCCGAUGCGCCGCUGCGGGCCUGCCGUUCUUGCUAUACUCCCACACCGUGGGUUUGGCCUUUCCGGAAUAGAACAACGGGGCUUCUGGUCCCGGUGCCCUUGUGCCAGGAUUGCUACCGCAAUCGCUUCACCGGCAACAGGACUCCGCAGCACGCGCAGAUCAGCAACGUGCCUCGGAGUUCCGGGGUGAUCCGUGCGGCGCUGGAGCAGCAGUCUUCUUCACGGGCAAGGGAGCAGCAGCCUUCUUUACGGGCUGAGCUUGAAGCGCUGGAUGCAGCGAUACUGGUGGCGCAGAAUAUUCUGAACAAUCCAUUUUCCAUCAUCUGCGAGGCUUGCGGCCACCCCUCCGGCACCAACAACAAUGCAUGCAGGGUUUGUAACCCCUUGGGCAACGCGCCUCCGCAGCAACCGCAGAUCGGCAACGUGCCUCGGAGUUCCGGGCUGAUCAGCGCGGUGCCGGAGCAGCAGCCUUCUUCACGGGCAAGGGAGCAGCAGCCUUCUUUACAGGCUGAGCUUGAAGCGCUGGAUGCAGCGAUGCUGGUGGCGCAGAAUAUUCUGAACAAUCCCUUUUCCAUCAUCUGCGAGGCUUGCGGCCACCCCUCCGGCACCAACAACAAUGCGUGCAGGGUCUGCAACCCCUUGGGCAGCGCGCCUCCGCAGCAACUGCAGAUCGGCAACGUGCCCAACUACGCCGCCGCCGGUGCGCCUCGGGGGGCAGUGGCAGUCCCUACCAGUGAGCAGCAGUUCCUGACUAAUCUGGAUGCGCCGGCGAGACCUAUUUUGGACAACACUUCUUCCAUCUGGCCGGGCCCGAUCUGCGGGGCCUGCGGCGGCCACUCCGGCAGCAACAAUGCGUGUCAGGCUUGCUACAACUACGCGCAGACCAGCAACGCCGGUGCGGCUCAGGUUCAGGCGGCGGUCUCUGCCCGUGUGAAGGCGCUCCAGGAUUGGCUGGCGGCGCAGCUGGCGACGACCGAGCUAGCAAACCGGCCGUCGAACUGCCCGCCACCGCCACCGCCAGGGCAGAGCUAGCUUAUAUCGGCCGUCCAUCCGUUCUUCUCGUUCCUCGUCUCAUGCUAAUUAGGACUGUUACUGCUGAGUGUAUUCUGAUGGUGUAUUCAUUCAAUCCAAUGCUGCUGUAUGUCUUGUGAACUCUGGGAGAAGGCAGCUUAACUGCCGAGCCUUUCUGUAUGUUUUGACAGAACAGAAUGGUUCAAGUGAUGUGGUGAAAUGUGCCGAUUGAUACAUAGUACUUGAGUAGAUCAAUGAAACCAUAUGCCUGUA
Molecule: messenger RNA, 1642 nt
Organism: Triticum aestivum (bread wheat)
Lineage: Eukaryota; Viridiplantae; Streptophyta; Magnoliopsida; Poales; Poaceae
Exons: 3
Coding region: 89-1390 (433 amino acids)
Source: RefSeq, a predicted model, not a curated record